Messenger RNA from Dichotomopilus funicola, 378 nucleotides. RefSeq names its product cytochrome b-c1 complex subunit 7. The transcript is spliced from 2 exons. Bases 1 to 378 code for a protein of 125 amino acids. Lineage: Eukaryota; Fungi; Ascomycota; Sordariomycetes; Sordariales; Chaetomiaceae. The record is from RefSeq and is a predicted model, not a curated record. Gene Ontology annotation, biological process: mitochondrial electron transport, ubiquinol to cytochrome c.
AUGCCUGUCGCGCCGUCCCUCAGCCCGUUCGUCCUCCGGCGGCCCUGGCUUAAGCAGCUGCUGACCCCUCUUGCCGCGUGGUAUGCCAAUGCCGCCGGCUACCGUCAGAUGGGUCUUAAGGCCGACGACCUGCUCUCCGAAGAGAACGAGGAUGUGCUCAAGGCGAUAAGCCGUCUGGACGCCAAGGAGAACUACGACCGCAUCUACCGCAUCCGCCGCGCGACACAACUCAGCCUGCAGCAAAAGAUCCUGCCCAGGAACGAGUGGACCAAGCCCGAGGAGGACACGCCCUACCUGUCGCCCAUCCUUGAGCAGGUCUACGCCGAGAACCAGGAGAGGGAAGCCCUCAACACCUUGACCGUCCUCAAGAAGCACUAA